AGGACAGGAAUGUGGCGGUUCUUGGAAUCUGAUUGAUAAGAUGAUUUCAUCUGAGUACUUAUGAAAGCCAACACAGCCACAGGCUUAAUAAUAUUUCGUGCAGCGCUGCAGCUUGAAGACAUGUGUCGGUACAGGCUCUCGGCCGCCGUGGUAGUGGCUCUUGUGGCAGUCCUUGCCUUGCCCAUCCCCACUCGAGGCUAUGGAGAUGAGUUGGUGUGUUACUUCUCGUCGUGGGCUCGGUGGCGGCCAGGCAACGGUAUGUUUGACGUGGAGGACGUGGAUCCCUUCCUAUGCACCCACAUUGUGUUCAGCUUCACAGGACUUAGCAACGUUACCUGGGAACUGGAGGUACUGGAUCCUUGGAACGAGCUAUGCCCAGAUGAGGAGGGAGGACAUUACUGUGCCUUCGACAGAUUUGUAAAACUUAAAGAAAAGAACCCAAAGCUGAAGACACUGCUGGCGGUGGGCGGCUGGAGGGAAGGCUCCGAGGAUUACUCGGUGAUGGCAGCAGACCCUUAUAAGAGGCAGGUCUUCAUCAACAGUGCCAUUGCUCGCAUCCAUAAACAUGGCUUUGACGGCCUGGACAUGGAUUGGGAGUAUCCUGGCUCUCGGGGUGGUGCACCCGAGGAUAAGGAGAACUUUGUGACACUGAUGCAAGAAAUGCGAAGGUCAUUUGAUGAGUUUGACCCGCCGCUGCUGUUAUCCUCUGCUGUGGCUGCAGGGAAGAGUAUCAUUGAUGAAGCGUAUGGAGUGCCUCAGCUGGUGCCUGUCAUGGAUAAGUGGCACAUCAUGGCCUAUGACUAUCAUGGUGCCUGGGAGAAUUUUACCCACCACAAUACACCUCUUUGUGGAUACUACCUGGAUGAGGAAGAAUUUCUCACCUUUAAUGUGAGGUUCACUGUACAGUAUUACUUGGACCUUGGGGUGCCCAAAGAUAAAAUGGUAAUGGGCAUUGCCACAUAUGGCCGCUGCUGGACCCUGGAUAACAUAAAUGACCAUGGAAUGUUGGCUCCAGCCCACCUCCCUGGACCAGCUGGACCAUACAUUCGUAUCCCAGGCACUUUGGGUUAUAAUGAGAUCUGUGAGAGACUUCAGGAAUCUGGAGAUGACUGUGUGGUGGUGCAUGACCCAAACCUCUUUGAGCCGUACUUCUACUGCCAUUAUGAUAAGAUUUGGUGCGGCUUUGAUGAUGCGGACUCUGUCUACCUCAAGGCUCGCUAUGCCCGAAACAAUGGUCUGGCAGGAGUAAUGGUAUGGCAGAUUGACACAGACGACUUCAAGCCACUGUGCCAACAAGAAAGAUUUCACCUCAUUAACCAGAUGAAGCGUGCUAUCCAAGCACCAGCAGGUGGAGAUGAGCUGGUGUGUCCAGAUUUUGGUACAGUAACUGAAGCCUCAUCCACUACUGAGAUUUCUUCAACUACUACCACAAUUACAUCAACUACUACUGAGCUUCUAACCACUACUGCAAUUGAGUCUACCACUACCUCCACUACUACCACUAUUACCACUACUGUUGAUCCUGGCUCUACUACCACUCGCAAUCCUAGUCUGCGUCCUGAUUGCACAGGGUUGCCUGACGGUACCUCCUUCCCUCACGCUGACUGCAACAAGUACUGGGUGUGCAUCAGUGAGUUGGGUAUAUUGGAGCUGUGUGGACCUGGCACUGUUUGGGAUCAAGACCUUCAUCUUUGUAAUUGGGAAGGUGAUGUGGACCUUUCACACUGCCACCAAUGGAUCUGCAGUGUAGAUAACACCUACUAUCCUCAUCCUGACUGUGACAAGUACUACUGGUGCUCACAAGGAUCUCCAGUUCUGGAGCAGUGCCCUAGUGGGACAUUGUGGAGCCAGGACAUGGUGCACUGUGUGAACCCCUCAGAUGUUGACACAUCUACAUGCAACAUUCCAUGACGAGAACGAGACUACAAUACACCAGCCAGCAAUCCUGUGGAUGAAUGAAUGAUCAAGUGGUGGUGUGCUGUUGUGAUGAACAGCAUCAUACCUGUCUUGCUGCAUUUCUACAAUCAAUACACUGGAUCCUCUCUAAUGAGAUUUUUUCAGAGAAAUUUUUAUAGAAAAUAUCAUACUUUGUUCUCUCUCUCUCUCUCUUUGCCAACAGACUGCAAUGUUUGAGCGCUCCACUAUGAUUCAAGUCCACAGUCAUUAUCCACUGUUUUAAUUUAUAUUUAUCUGAGUCUUAUUAUUUUAUUUGUCUAUGUACAAUUGUAUUUCCCAAUUUUCUUGUGAGCUCUACCUAAUUAUUUUAAUUGAAAAAAAUAUUUUAACAUUGAAAAUUACAAAAUUUGACCAAUAAAUUUUUUUCAAUUGUUUUAAGCAAUUACUCUGAAAUCUAGUAUUGAUAAUAUAUAUAUAAUAUACGUACAUGAAUUUUCGCUUCCAAAGAUAAGUUUUUGUUAAGCCAUUUCAUUUAGAUUUUUUUUUCAACAGUUAAAAAAAAAGUAUAAGAACCUUAACCACAUAUAUAUAUAUAUAUAUAUAUAUAUAUAUAUAUAUAAAGGUAUAAAGAGCCUUUUUGAAAAUCUUAUCUUUUAAGGAAAAAUAGUAGUCAUUUCAUUCCUCUUUUUGACAAUAAAAUAAACAUUUCCAUUACAUUGUAGAACAACAACAGGAGAUAUGCUUGAUAUUUAGGAGCUGCCUUCUUCUGGGAAGUGUGUAUAAUUCAAUAUGUUAGGUUUUUCUAGUAGAAUUUUACAUGCAUUUGGAUAACGGUGAUAUAACUAAAAGGAAACCAUGGUUUAUUAUUAUAUUCAGGGCUGACUGGCACCUGGUCACUGAACUCUUCUCUCAAACCUCAAAGCUCUACUUUGGAAGAUUGAUUCACUCUGACUACUUCUUGCUACCUAUUAAAAUACAGUGGCUGCAAAUAAA
Messenger RNA from Portunus trituberculatus (swimming crab), 2889 nucleotides. Its product is annotated as chitinase-3-like protein 1. Gene Ontology annotation, biological process: chitin catabolic process; carbohydrate metabolic process. NCBI's taxonomy places the organism in Eukaryota, Metazoa, Arthropoda, Malacostraca, Decapoda, Portunidae. Gene Ontology annotation, cellular component: extracellular region. The transcript has 12 exons. Bases 61 to 1911 code for a protein of 616 amino acids. The record is from RefSeq and is a predicted model, not a curated record. Gene Ontology annotation, molecular function: chitin binding; chitinase activity.